Arvicola amphibius (Eurasian water vole) is the source of this 1958-nucleotide messenger RNA. It is a transcript of the gene Slc66a2, whose product is annotated as solute carrier family 66 member 2. Gene Ontology annotation, biological process: retrograde transport, endosome to Golgi; phospholipid translocation. The transcript is spliced from 6 exons. Lineage: Eukaryota; Metazoa; Chordata; Mammalia; Rodentia; Cricetidae. The coding region runs from base 240 to 1055 and encodes 271 amino acids. Gene Ontology annotation, cellular component: endosome; trans-Golgi network. The record is from RefSeq and is a predicted model, not a curated record.
CCGCGGGAUCCUGGAGUGGGCGUGACCUCCAUUGUGACGUCACGGGGCGGGGUUUCCUCUGGCUGGGACUGAGGGACAGAAGGACCGUCUGGCGCGGCGUGGCUGGUCGGGAUGGUGGCUGACUGCGCAGGAUAGUGGCGGCCAUGUGGAGGUGACAGUCAGCCUGUGGACUCAGGGAGCGCAAAGGAGCUUGGACCAGGUGGACGUCGCUGGCUGACAGCGCGGUCUCGGUGCUGGCGAUGGAAGCGGAAGGCUUGGGUUGGCUUCUGGUCCCGUUGCACCAGCUGGUUUCCUGGGUGGCCGCUGGGGCCAUGGUCUUCGGAGGGGUGGUGCCAUACAUUCCCCAGUACAGGGACAUCCGGAGGACUCAGAACGCCGACGGUUUCUCCACUCACGUAUGCCUGGUGUUAUUGGUGGCCAAUAUUUUACGGAUACUCUUCUGGUUUGGAAGGCACUUCGAGUCCCCGCUCCUGUGGCAGAGCAUAGUGAUGAUCCUCACCAUGUUGCUGAUGCUGAAGCUCUGCACCGAGGUCCGGGUGGCCAACGAGUUGAACAUUAAACGCCGCUCCUUUGCAGCCACAGACAGUAAGGAUGAAGAACUCAAAGUCCCCCCCAGGCGGCCCUACCUGGACUUUGACCCUCACCAUUUCUGGCAUUGGAGCAGCUUCUCAGACUACGUGCAGUGUGUCCUGGCCUUCACAGGUGUGGCAGGCUAUGUCACCUACCUGUCCAUCGACUCGGCGUUGUUUGUGGAGACACUGGGCUUCCUGGCUGUGCUGACCGAGGCCAUGCUGGGUGUGCCGCAGCUGUAUCGAAACUACCGUCACCGCUCCACAGAGGGCAUGAGCCUGAAGAUGGUGCUCAUGUGGACGAGCGGUGACACCUUCAAGACAGCCUACUUCUUGCUCAACGGUGCACCUCUGCAGUUCUCAGUCUGUGGUCUACUACAGGUCAUGGUGGACCUGGCUAUCCUGGGGCAGGCCUAUGCCUUUGCUCACCAUCCCCAGAAGCCCGCCCCCCACGCAGUACACCCUGCCAGUGCCAAGGCUCUCUGAGGCAUCUGAAGAAGACAAGGACAUGCGACCAAUCAGCCGUGGGUGCUGAGUGCCAACCUAUGCUUCUGCAUUAGGGAGGCUGGCCCUGCUCACGCCACAGAUGAACAGGCCAGGUGUGGGCAGAGAUAUGAAGUUGAGUGCUUGUCCCCAUAGCCUUUGGGUGGGGGACUCAGGGACAGUGGAGCUAGGGCUGGCUCUGGGGUGUUUUCAAAGUGAUGGAAAAGGCAGGUGUCUUUCCCUACCUCCUUCAGACAAACACUGGCCUGACCCUGAAAGAGGUUUGUGCAGCUGAGCAAGGUGGCAGGCACAGCAACCUGCUGAGUCCCUUCCCCUCAGCCAGUUUUCCUCAGCGAGCCUUGUCUCCUUGCAGAGCUUGUGGCGCGCUAGACAGUGUGUGGUCAUAGCUGCUGGUGGCUUGUGUGUCCUCAAGCCCUGUUCGGCCCUUGUGUGCCACGGGUGUGUCUGCUGCACCCUGUGGAGAUGGAAGCCACUGGCCUGACUCUGGUCACUGUAUUUUGCCCCUCUCUUUGCUCACCAUGAGAUCAUAUAUGCUUGGCAGCCCCGUGCUGACCUGGCUGGCUCCUGGGUCCAGAAUGUUCUAGAUGCUUCUGCAUAACAGUUUCUUCUCUUCUGCUGGGCAGAAGGUCUUUUUGUGCCCACAGUGAUGCCAUCGACAGUCAGCACAAUAGCUCUGACGGUUGUGGUGGCUCACCAGAUGGCUGAAGAGGCCACACUGUGCCACCUUCAAGCUUCCCUCAGAUAGUCUAAGUGCGUGAGCAAGAUUCUUGCUUACUCCCUGGCUUGUAAGAUGUUUAUUUUUAAAAAAAAAUGAAGGGGAAUGUCUGUAGUGGUAAUUGCCUCCAAAGUAAAUGCCAUCGGUUGCAGGCCCAGCUGCUGAAUGAA